GAGCAUAAAAUGUCAAAUUGAUUUUCUACCAAGAGGAUUUCUCCUCAGCUGGAAUCUUAAUUGACUUUAUUUACAUUUGCUGAUCAAUAUAUAUAUAUAUAUAUAUAUAUAUUAUGGCUUGCUUAAUGAAAACGUUGAAAUUGGUAGAAAACCUUAGCAAAGGUAACCAAUUAUUAAUGCGUCAGUCAGCCAGAACAAUGGCCGGAUGGAAUAAGGACUACAAACCUGGAGCCUAUCCUAAAACAGAAGAAGAGCGGGCAAUCGCUGCUAAGAAAUAUAAUUUAUUACCUGAAGAAUAUAAACCUUACGCCGACAACGGUUUGGGAUACGGCGAUUAUCCCGAAUUGCCAGGCGGUUUAGGUGUAGAGGCUCGCGAUCCGUACUACCCGUACGAUUAUCCGGAACUGAAGCGUAAUUUUGGUGAAACGAUUCAUGCUGACUACGAUCUUUAUAGCGAGGAUCGCUGGUCUCAACCAUCGCAGCCACGUUUUUCCAACAGUGGUUAUUGGCUAUCCUUUUUGGGUGUUAUGGCGGGUUGCCUCAUUCUGUAUUACGGUAUAGAUGAUUACAAGAUGUAUCGGCCAGUCGCAGCUAAACAAUAUCCUGGUGAAGGUCGCGUUCAUUAUACAUUUGAAAUGGAAUAAGUUUAUCGGUUUAUAGGUUUUCCGUGGUAAAGAAAUGUAAACAGACAAAUGUAAAACGAUGUAAUUAGAUAAUAAAAAAUUAAAACAAUUGUCACAAA
This is a messenger RNA of Glossina fuscipes, 742 nucleotides long. It is a transcript of the gene ND-ASHI, whose product is annotated as NADH dehydrogenase [ubiquinone] 1 beta subcomplex subunit 8, mitochondrial. The transcript has 3 exons. NCBI's taxonomy places the organism in Eukaryota, Metazoa, Arthropoda, Insecta, Diptera, Glossinidae. The coding region runs from base 114 to 644 and encodes 176 amino acids. Gene Ontology annotation, cellular component: mitochondrion. The record is from RefSeq and is a predicted model, not a curated record.